Propithecus coquereli (Coquerel's sifaka) is the source of this 1512-nucleotide messenger RNA. RefSeq names its product NSL1, MIS12 kinetochore complex component (gene NSL1). Lineage: Eukaryota; Metazoa; Chordata; Mammalia; Primates; Indriidae. Bases 24 to 869 code for a protein of 281 amino acids. Gene Ontology annotation, biological process: mitotic sister chromatid segregation. The transcript has 6 exons. Gene Ontology annotation, cellular component: kinetochore; MIS12/MIND type complex. The record is from RefSeq and is a predicted model, not a curated record.
CGCCCACAGUUCAAACUGGAAAAAUGGCGGGGGCUUCUGAGUUGGUGGUCCUUGACCCUCCAUGGGACGGGGAGGUAGUGGCCGGGACAGACAACCAGGCCUUGGUCCCUGCCAUCUCCCGAGAGGACUUUCGGGUGCGCUGCACCUCGAAGCGGGCUGUGACGGAAAUGCUACAACUCUGCGGUUGCUUUGUGCAAAAGCUCGGGGACGUUCUGCCGGAGGAGAUUCGGGAGCCCGCGCUGCGAGAUGCGCAGUGGACUUUUGAAUCAGCUGUGCAAGAGAAUGUCAGCAUUAAUGGACAAGCAUGGCAGGAAGCUUCAGAUAAUUGUUUUAUGGAUUCUGACAUCAAAGUACUUGAAGAUCAGUUUGAUGAAAUCAUAGUAGAUAUAGCCACAAAACGUAAGCAGUAUCCCAGAAAGAUCCUGGAAUGUGUCAUCAAAACCAUAAAAGCAAAACAAGAAAUUCUGAAGCAAUACAAUCCUAUCGUACAUCCAUUGGACCUGAAAUAUGAUCCUGAUCCAGCCUCUCAUGUGGAAAAUUUGAAAUGCCGAGGGGAAACAAUAGCUAAGGAGAUCAGUGAAGCCAUGAAGUCCUUGCCUGCAUUAAUUGAAAAAGGAGACGGAUUUUCCCAAGUUUUAAAGAUGCAGCCUAUUGUCCAGCUUCAGAGGAUCCACCAAGAAGUCUUUUCCAGUUGUUAUAGGAAACCAGAUGCUAAAUCUGAGAGCUUUAUUGCACAAAUAGAAACCACACCAACGGAGACUGCUUCCAGAAAAACCUCCAAUGUGGUAUUGAAAAGGAAGCGAACUAAAGACUGCCCCCAAAGAAAAUGGUAUCCUUUGCGGCCAAAGAGAAUUAAUCUUGACACAUAAGCUCUUUUUGUUUAUUUUGGGAGUUGAAAAUAGGCGCUGUCAACAUUUAAAUUAUAGCCUAAUACCUAGACAAGACUUCAUUUUAAACAACAAAUAACUCUUUUACUGGUGAUUGAUUUAUACAAAUAUAGUAGCUCUAUGCUAGAAUGUGAUAUAAUAUUGUAUUUCUUUCCUAACCAUUUCAUCAUUUUCAAUGAAAAGCUUUUUUUUUUUUAAAAGUAUUGGCACAAAGCCCAUCAAUGGGCAUUAAGAAUGCAAACUGUUACUGUCCUUAAAUGCCAUCAACUCUUGGCUGCCUUAUAGCUUUUGUGGAAUUUCAUGAGUAACAUAUUCUGUUGGGUUUCCCUGAUAUACAUCUUUCUUAAAAAAGACAAAAACUAUGUAAUGAUUCUUCAUUUGUGUGCUGGAAAGUAAUCUUCAUCAGUUCUGCACAACAGCAGAUGUAGUAUUUCUUUUAGAUGCAGUUUGAUUUAUCAAAUUAAUGUGCAGAUGACAAGACUGGCUUUGACUUUGUUACUCUGUGUUCAGCUAAUUUGGAUUUGUGGGAUUAAUUUUUUUUUUUUUGUAAGAUAUGAAGAUAUUAUUUAUGCAAGAAUUACUCUUAGAAAUAAAAAUUGGCAUAUAGCCAAGGUUCCCUUUCCAC